Rosa chinensis is the source of this 1692-nucleotide messenger RNA. Its product is annotated as protein JINGUBANG. Gene Ontology annotation, molecular function: protein binding. The coding region runs from base 70 to 1326 and encodes 418 amino acids. Lineage: Eukaryota; Viridiplantae; Streptophyta; Magnoliopsida; Rosales; Rosaceae. The record is from RefSeq and is a predicted model, not a curated record. The transcript has a single exon.
CUCCCAACUCCGCUCCUCUCUGCUCUCUCUCUCUCUGUCUCUGUUUCUGUUCAUUUCUGAACGUACACUAUGUUUCAUCCCAUGACUCUUUCAGAAAACAAACGCCUCUCAGUUACUCCCUUACUCUCUGCCACAGCAGCAAGCACCAGCAGCAUCAGCAGCACAAGCAGCGAGGCCUCCGAAGAAAGCCCGCCGACCUCAGCACGUUUCGAGCUCCAGGAUAUCAAGUACCAUCAUUUUCCAUGCACGCACUUAUCCGGGUCCUUCUCCUACCGAUCACUGGCUGUGCUUGCCGGCCAUAAAGGCUCGAUUUCGUGCCUGUCCUUAUGUGGAGAGUUCAUUCUCAGUGCUUCACAAGGCAAAGACAUCAUCGUGUGGCAGCAGCCUGAUUUGAGGCCUUUCACCAAGUUCGGACAAGGCGAUGGCUCGGUGAAGGCGGUUGUGACCGUUGGGAACAAGGUCUUUACGGCUCAUCAAGACAGCAGGAUCAGAGUUUGGAAGGUUUCGCGGAGUUCAGAGAAUGUGUUUAAGCUUGUGGACACACUGCCUACAACGAAAGACUAUUUGGGGAAGUUCAUGAAGCAAAGCAAUUAUGUGCAAACGAGGAGGCACCACAAGAAGUUGUGGAUUGAACAUGCUGAUAGUAUCUCUUGUCUGGCUUUCUAUAAUGGGUUGAUUUACUCUGGAUCGUGGGAUAAGACCCUUAAGGUGUGGAGGGUUUCGGAUUUGAAGUGCGUAGAGUCGAUUAAGGCUCAUGAUGAUGCCAUUAAUGGGUUGGUGGCAGGUAAAGGGAUCGUAUAUUCUGCUUCUGCCGAUGGAAAGAUCAAGGCUUGGGGAAAAGAGGGGAAGAGCUCACAUUGCUUGAAGGGUAUUUUGGAGGGUCAUAAGGAUGUUUCUUUCAAUUCGGUGAUUGUUUCCGAGGAUGGGAGAUGGGUUUAUGGAGGCGGUUCGGAUGGGUUUGUGAUGGGAUGGGAAGUGUGUACUAGUGAUGGUGAUCAAGUUGCGAGUUGGAAGUUGGUUUGCGAAACAAAAGCGCAUCAAAUGGCAGUGUUGUCAAUGUGUUUGAUGGGGGAGAUGUUGUGUAGUGGAUCAGCGGAUAAGAGUAUUGGUAUAUGGAAGAGAGAGGCUUUUGGGAAGCUUUCCAAAAUUGGGAUUAUUAGUGGCCAUGAAGGGCCAGUCAAGUGCUUGCAAGCAUCGCCGAAUAGUGUUGGUGGUGGAUUUAUGUUGUAUAGUGGAGGCCUUGACAAGAGCUUAAGAGUUUGGUGGGUUUCCAAGCCCUCCACAACACAGAGGAGUACAGAGGAAAAGUCCAUCAUCUUGAGUUAGAAAUUCUACAAAGUCUCUGUGUUUUGAUUUUUGGGCUCCUUGUUUUUGGUUUUAGGUGUCUGACAUUAUAGUUGGGUCUUAGUUCAUAGUCGCAUACAGAUCAAAGAGUUCAUUCAGAUUCAAAGGCAUUGGAAAGGGCAAUUUUGAAGCCUGGAAUGUCAAAUUUUUUAGAGUUGGUUUUGGGUUUGAGUUUUUGUAUACUUCACUUCAGAGAAUUGUGUGUAAAUUAUUUCCUAGGAAUACAAAAGGGUCAUAGGAAAAGUGGUGUGAUUCUGUUUUGUUCUCACUAUAGAUAGUCGGUUACAUUUCCUAUCAAUUGUAUUGAAGAUUUUAGUGGAUCAUCAAUGGAGUUAUCAAUUGUAUUUA